UCACGAUCAUGAUUAGAAUUGAUGAUCGGACGUUUUGAUUUCAAUUUCUUGCCAGGGGAUUCGUCAAGAAAUCUACUAAAUUCCAGUGGCCGUUGUUGUCCGCAUAAAGGAAGAUCUGAGAGGUGUAACCUAACAAAGAGGAACUCUUGAGGUUUUUGACAUCCUUAAUACAGUCAGAUUCUUCUUGAAGACAUCUUAUUUGAGCAGUCACAGGUGGUCAUGAGGGCUGAAUGCUUGUGUGAAUAGACUGACACAACUUUGCUCUUGUGCCGUAUGUUGAGUGUGAACCAGUCGCUCAUUCUGUGGUGAGGCGUCUCCUGCUGUCUCACAGCGUCCUGCAGAGGGAUGGAAAAAUGGCUGGAGAAGAGGAGCAUUCAUACUAUGAACCUGCGAUCAGUGUUUACUGCCGAACAACAGAGAAUCCUGGAGCACUACUAUGAGAAUGGUAUGACCAAUCAGAGCAAAAGCUGCUUCCAGCUCAUUCUACAGUGCGCUCAAGAGACCAAACUCGACUUCAGUGUGGUUAGAACAUGGGUAGGAAACAAGAGACGGAAGCUGGCAUCUAAAGCAGAUCAUAACGGAGUCACUGCUCAAGGUUUGUCCAACCACCAUGCUCUGUCUGCAGCUGCUGGCACACAUGUUGCAGGAUCUAUGCUAACAGCAGAGAUGGCGGCUGCACGGAGCGUUCAACGUGGCCCCUCUGUGACACACCUCCUCCCUCCACAGGUAUCGUGCUCCUCCUCUUCCUCUUCGCCAUCAUCUUCCUCGCUGCUCAGCAGUAGAAGUGGUCCCCAUGGCAGAAGCGACGUCCUUUUGACGGGCGUUUACUCUAUGAUGCGGAACGCGAACCGUUUAGAUCAUUCCGCUCACAACAGGAUGAAAUCGUUUCCCUUACACACUGAAAUUGAGCUGCUCACUCACACGGACCCUGCAGCUCAUCACACCACCAUUGCAGCCAUGCAACGCAAAGCCCCUGUAAUUCCCACCAGCAGCGCACUCAAAUGCAGCCAGAUACCCUUCGCUCCUAGAGACUCUGUUGGAAUCUCGCCCAGUUGGGCCAACCAACCUCAGACAUGGCCACAUACCUCACUGCAAAAAAACACAGCUGCUCAUCGCAGUCCUCAAAGAACUACUGCAGACAACAGUGCUCAGAUACAGCACGUUUUGUCUCUGGCGGCAUUAGGGGAUGUGUCAACACGGCCGCUCUCGGGAACCAGUCACCACAGACAGAUGAGUAAAAAGCAUGUUGAUGUGUCACAGAUCUUCUCGAUUGCCAUGGAAACAGGCAACGCUGAUGAUGAGUACUCGAGAGAGGAGGAGUUGGCAAAUAUGGGCGCACAGUUGCAGUGCAGUAAAGGCAAUAUUAGCUCAGCGGACAGUAGGCGGAGCUCCAGUGUAGGUGCGUCUUCCUUAAUUGACAGUGUGGGAUUAAUGGUGAGGAGCCAAUCAGCUGCUGCGGUUAAUGCAUCAAACUCUGUUCUCUUUGGAGAUAAAGGAUGUCAAACCAACAGCUCAUUACUGAUCGGUACAUCCUCCCAUGGCAGCUUUCCACUGCGACUAAUCGCACAGACAUCUUCCAGAUUUCACAGUUUCAAGGUAACCAGUAAUGUGUCAGUGCCCUGGCUUCAUAGCAACUCCCGGAAAAGAACGAUGCAGGACAGGACUCAGUUUAGUGACAGAGACGUGUUCACGCUGAAGAGAUACUGGGACAACGGCAUGACGAGCCUCGGUUCUGUGUGCAGAGAAAAGAUUGUAGCCGCAGCCAAUGAACUCCGUGUCGACACAGAAAUUAUCAAGACAUGGAUCGGUAACCGCAGAAGGAAGUACCGUUUGAUGGGCAUUGAAAUACCUCCACCUAAAGUUGGUCCAGCCGUGUUCUCCAAUCAAACUGAAGGCUGCACUCCUACCACGCUUGAAGACAGGUGUCACACUCCUGCACUCGCAGACGGCAGCGAACACUAUGCCGAGUCGCUCUGUUUGUCUGAUGAUGGAGGCAGUGAUUUGUUUCAGAAAGACGAUAAUGUAAAGGAAGGAUUAGACCGUUUCACUGCUAAAAAUGUGAAGAUUGAAAUCAUGGAUAAUGAAGAUGAUGAUGAUGGUGAUGACAUGUUGACCACUGAGUUGGAGCAGAUGCAGAGCCUCUUAGAGUUCAAGAAUGAGGAAGUGCAGUUCCUGGAGAACAAGCUGCAGAACCAAAAGCAAAAGUUCUCAAAACUGAAGAGCUUCACUAAAAGCCUGCUGAAAGCUGUGAAGAACAAGGACAGAGACAAACAGCAGGAGCUGUUAGCCAGUCUACCUCAGAAAGGGCAUGAGGACUGGGGUCUGGGCCUGGAGAACCAAACAGAGUCUGCUGUAGAGACCACGCCCAUCCAGACAGAGUCUACUGUAUCAGAGCGAGAUGCAGACACCGAGCCGAUGAGACUGUAACCUCGUCUCCUGUUACACAUGCCACACAGUGCCUGUGGAAACUCACCAAUAACUCUAAUGGACCCAAAAGCCAUUUUUCUCCAGCAUAUUAGACUGCCUUGGCUGGGUCCAGUCCUUUAAAAAUAAAUGCCACUGAAUCAACA
This is a messenger RNA of Myxocyprinus asiaticus (Chinese sucker), 2570 nucleotides long. Its product is annotated as highly divergent homeobox-like. Gene Ontology annotation, molecular function: DNA-binding transcription factor activity, RNA polymerase II-specific; RNA polymerase II cis-regulatory region sequence-specific DNA binding. The record is from RefSeq and is a predicted model, not a curated record. Bases 346 to 2427 code for a protein of 693 amino acids. NCBI's taxonomy places the organism in Eukaryota, Metazoa, Chordata, Actinopteri, Cypriniformes, Catostomidae. The transcript is spliced from 11 exons. Gene Ontology annotation, biological process: regulation of transcription by RNA polymerase II.